Messenger RNA from Dermatophagoides farinae (American house dust mite), 490 nucleotides. The record is from RefSeq and is a predicted model, not a curated record. NCBI's taxonomy places the organism in Eukaryota, Metazoa, Arthropoda, Arachnida, Sarcoptiformes, Pyroglyphidae.
UUUUUGUCAGGCAAAAAAAACUUGUUUGCUUGAUGUCUUUUUUUUGUUUUGUUUGGUUUCAUUUGGCUGAAUGGUUAAAUAGCUGAAUUGUUGUUGAUGGAUGAAUGUAUUAUUCACAUAGGAUUUUUUUCUCCAUUGUUCUUUACCAGUUUGUUUGUCAACAUCAAUUUACCAAAAUAAAAACCAGGUGUCAAUAUUCAUCUCAGUAUAAUUUAGUGGAAAAAUGUACGAUACAAAAUCACCGACAACGGCAAUCAUUGGUUCCACAUCAAUUGGACAAUCAAAUAAUAAUGUUGGCGAUUCUACAGAUAAAGAAUUUGAAGAUAUUCUCAAUCAAUUAAAUGCAUUAGGCAAUACCAUUGAUCAAGAAUUGUCACAAAAAGGCACAAAAACAAAACAAUUUUCAUCAAAUUCAAUUGAUGAUGGUCAUCAUCAUCAUAUUAUUAUGCAACAAUCUUCAUUGAUUGAAACCACAAAACAAUGGUCAUAA